Molecule: messenger RNA, 3129 nt
Organism: Nannizzia gypsea CBS 118893
Lineage: Eukaryota; Fungi; Ascomycota; Eurotiomycetes; Onygenales; Arthrodermataceae
Product: PDZ domain-containing protein
Exons: 5
Coding region: 1-3129 (1042 amino acids)
Biological process (GO): proteolysis
Molecular function (GO): serine-type endopeptidase activity; protein binding
Source: RefSeq, a predicted model, not a curated record
AUGGAGAUGAACGGCACCGCCAAACGAAAGCACUCCGGCAGCGCCAUGUCUCUACCAUCCGCAAAACACUUCAGACCAGAUACCGCCGCCGCUGCUGCUACUGCUGCUGCUGCUGCUGGAAGCCAUACUCCCUCCGAAGAUCGCCAGCCGUCCGGGGACGUGGCCAUGUACGCCUACGACGGGGCAGAGGCAGACCCUGAAGCCGCGGCCAGAGCCAUGCUGCCCGUCAGCCAGGUGCAGACGGACUCGGCAGAGUGGCAGGAGACCAUCGAGAAGGUCGUCCGGUGCGUGGUCUCUAUCCACUUUUGCCAGACGGCUUCGUUUGAUACGGACUUGUCCAUGGCCAGCCAGGCGACGGGGUUUGUGGUCGAUGCGAAGAACGGAUACAUCAUGACCAACAGACAUGUUGUCUGUGCAGGACCUUUCUGGGGAUACUGUAUCUUCGAUAACCAUGAAGAGUGCGAUGUGAAGCCGAUAUAUCGAGACCCCGUCCACGACUUUGGUAUACUCAAAUUUGACCCUGCCGCCAUCAAAUAUAUGCCCUUGACCGAGCUGAAGCUACAGCCUGACUCGGCUAAAGUUGGUGUGGAGAUUAGAGUGGUAGGAAACGACGCAGGAGAGAAGCUGAGCAUUCUGUCCGGCGUUAUCAGUCGACUCGACCGAAACGCCCCAGAGUAUGGAGAGGGUUACAGUGAUUUCAACACGAACUACAUCCAAGCAGCGGCUGCAGCCAGUGGUGGAAGUUCAGGCAGUCCGGUUGUCAAUAUCGAUGGCUACGCUAUCGCCCUACAAGCUGGCGGACGUGCAGACGGGGCUGCCACGGAUUAUUUCCUCCCUCUCGACCGGCCCCUUCGUGCAUUGCAAUGUAUCCAAAAUGGUCAGCCAGUGACUCGAGGUACCAUACAGACUCAGUGGAUCAUUAAGCCGUUUGAUGAGUGUCGAAGACUUGGCCUGUCUCCGGAAUGGGAGGCUGCGGUAAGGUCGGCGGCGCCCAAGGAGACCGGCAUGCUUGUUGCUGAGAUUGUGCUUCCGGAGGGGCCCGGAGACGGCAAACUCCAAGAAGGCGAUGUCCUGGUCAAGGUCAAUGGAGGCCUUCUCACCCAGUUCGUCAGGCUAGAUGAUAUCUUGGACUCUUCCAUAGGACAGGAUGUCACUCUACUGGUACAGAGAGGCGGCGAGGAUCUCCAGGUCAAGUGUCGGGUACAGGAUCUUCAUGGCAUUACCCCCUCACGGUAUGUCAGCGUGGCUGGUGCUAUCUUCCAUGACCUAUCGUACCAACAGGCAAGACUGUACUCCAUUCCUUGCCGUGGAGUCUACGUCUGCGAAGCCGCCGGCUCGUUUAAGCUGGAAAACGCUUUCUCCGGCUGGAUUAUAGAUGCCGUUGAUAAGAGGCCGACCAAGAACUUAGAUGAAUUCAUUGAAGUCAUGAAGACCAUACCAGACCGUGCGAGAGUGGUUCUAUCAUACAAGCAUAUCCGUGAUCUGCACACCAGAGGAACCAGUGUCGUGCAUAUAGACCGUCACUGGCACCCCCAGAUGAGGCUUGCUCAGAGAAAUGAUGCUACUGGUCUCUGGGAUUUCACUGACCUGGCUGAUCCUCUCCCUGCAGAACCUCCUGUGCCUAGGAAGGCGGACUUCAUCCAUCUCAAUGGUGUCAAGCAUGCUGCUGCCAACGAUAUUGUUCGCAGCUUUGUCCGUGUAUCCUGCACCAUGCCCGUCAGGCUUGAUGGUUUCCCACAGGCCCGGACUCAUGGUUUCGGUCUGGUUAUCGAUGCCGAAAAGGGGCUUGUCAUUAUUUCUCGAGCCAUCAUUCCAUUUGACCUUUGUGAUAUUAACAUCACAGUUGCCGACUCUAUCAUCGUCCGAGGCAAAGUUGUUUUCAUGCACCCGCUUCAGAACUACACUGUCAUCCAGUAUGAUCCCAGCCUGGUGCAGGCUCCCGUCAAAUCCGCGAAAUUAAGCACAGAGUACAUGCAGCAAGGUGCCGGAACCCUGUUCGUUGGUUUCAACCAGAACUUCCGCAUUGCUGUAACGGCUACAACUGUCACGGAUAUCACCACCGUUGCGAUUCCUCCAAAUUCUUCUGCUCCACGAUAUCGUGCUAUCAACCUGGAUGCCAUCACGGUCGAUACCGGACUAAGUACACAAUGCACCAGUGGUGUUCUAUUAGGAGAAGACGGCGCUGUCGAGGCGCUUUGGCUCAACUAUUUAGGUGAACGAACUGAAAGCUCCCACAAGGACGUUGAGUAUCAUCUCGGACUAGCUACACCGUCCCUUCUCCCAGUUCUCUCUCAAAUCCAAAGCGGCGCCAUCCCCAAGCUUCGAAUCCUCGACAUGGAAACAUACGUUAUUCAAAUGAGUCAGGCUCGUGUCAUGGGCGUCUCUGAAGAAUGGAUUCGUAAGGUUGCCAUCGCCAACCCAGCACGACAUGAGUUGUUCAUGGUGCGAAAAGUAGACUGUGCUUCUCCUUCGUCUACAGACUCGAGGCCGCUAGAGGAGGGAGACAUUAUUCUCACGCUAAAUGACAAGCUUGUCACUCGCGUCUCCGACUUUGAUACUAUGUACGAUAAAGAGUCGCUAGACGCUUUGAUCGUGCGUAACGGCGAGGAGAUGAAGAUGCAGAUCAAAACCGUCCCCACAGAGGACCUUGAGACUGAUAGAGCACUUAUUUUCUGCGGAGCAGUCUUGCAGAAACCUCACCAUGCUGUCAGACAACAGAUAUCUAAGCUGCACUCCGACGUAUACGUCAGCGCAAGGAGCCGCGGAUCACCUGCUUACCAAUAUGGCUUGUCUCCAACCAAUUUCAUCACAGCUGUUAACGGUGUAAAGACGCCCGAUCUGGACUCGUUCAUUCAACAAGUCAAAGUGAUUCCCAAUAAUACGUACUUCCGCCUGCGUGCCGUGACGUUUGAUAACGUGCCAUGGGUUGUCACCAUGAAGAAAAACGACCACUACUUCCCGAUGUCCGAAUAUGUCAAAGAUCCUUCUUCCCCCUUGGGGUGGAGGACAAUCAGCCAUACUCCAGACGGAAAACGCCGCGACACGUACGAUACGAAUAACCCCAAUGCUGAUGCUAUGAUGGAAGAUAGAGAUGUUGAAAUAGCUGACGUAGAGCCGGAGGACGAGUGA